CGGGGCGGGAUGUGCCUGCCUGCGAUGACGUUUCCACUUUCCAACUUCCCAUUGUCCCGUUUCCGACAUGGCGUAGAGAAGAGGCAACGCAGCGGGCUGGCAUUGGAGCGGAAAAGUUGAUCAAGUACAGGGAUUUCGUUAUUUCAGUAGGUGGAUAUAUAAACAGUUGGAAGUUAUAACUGGGAUUCAAGCAAAGUUUCGGGUGCCCACUGAGUGUUGAAGAUGAUGUCUGAUGCCAGUGACAUGUUGGCAGCAGCCUUGGAGCAGAUGGAUGGGAUAAUAGCAGGUUCCAAGGCUAUGGACUACUCUAACGGGCUGUUUGACUGCCAGUCGCCCACCUCUCCCUUCAUGGGCAGCCUGCGGGCGCUGAACCUGCUGGAGGACCUCCGGGGCGUGCUGGAGCUGAUGGACACAGAGGAGAGGGAGGGCCUGCGCUGCCAGAUCCCUGACGCCACCGCAGACAGCCUGGUGGACUGGCUGCAGCAGGGACACCUGAUGUCCAAUGGUCACCACAUCUCCAUGGGUGGGGACCUCUACCAGGAGAGACUGUCUCGGCUGGAGGGUGACAAGGAAUCCCUGGUGCUUCAGGUGAGUGUGUUGACAGACCAGGUGGAGGCGCAGGGGGAGAAGAUAAGGGACUUGGACAUGUGUUUGGAUGAGCACCGGGAGAAACUGAACGCCACUGAGGAGAUGCUGCAACAGGAGCUCCUGUGCAGAACGGCUCUGGAGACUCAGAAACAGGACCUGAUGGCUGAGGUGUCCAACCUGAAGCUGAACUCAUCUGAGACGGACAGACUGCACUUUGACUUCAGCGACAAUGAGGACAUGGUUCUGGAGAUGAAUGAACUGAGGUACAGAGUGACUGAGAUGGAGAGUGAAAGACUACAGUAUGAGAAGAAACUGAAAUCCACUAAGUCAUUAAUGGCCAAGCUUUCUAGCCUGAAAAUCAAAGUGGGCCAGAUGCAGUAUGAGAAACAGAGGAAGGAAAACAAACUGCAGGCCCUGAAGGAGGAGCUGGCAAUGCUGAGGAGGCAUCUGGAGGGAAGAGACAGAGAGCUGAGGAGGUUACACGACGAGACUGGGUUCAGAGGCAUCACACCGGUUGGAAUGGACAGUGGAGACAGAGUCUCUCACCCAGAUGAAACUCUUAAAUUGAGGCUGAAAGAGAAACAUGUGGAAGUGCAGAGAAUGAAAAAAGCAGUGGAAUCACUGAUGGCAGCCAAUGAGGAGAAGGAUCGUAAGAUUGAGGAGUUGAGGCAGUCGCUGCUGCACUACAAGAAGGUCCAGGACAGGAGUUCAAUGCAAGGGGAGAAAGAGAGAACCCAAGACGGCGAGAGUGACGAGAGUAACAGCGACAGCUCCCUCUCCAUGAUGUCAACGACAACCGCCCUGGUUGCCAUGGAGUCGGAGAGGCACGCUCUAGCCGGAGACGAAGUUGCAGGGAAAAGCCCAGACGCGCUGGAGAUGCACUAUGGAGUUACUGAAGUGUCUUCGCCCACACCCAGCCCUUCAGUCCAGUCAGCAUGCGAUCCAAAAAGGGGGCCAGAGCUGGACCAACCUGAACCAGAGAGCGAGGCAGGGGGCCAGGAAGAGUCACAGCAGGCCCCCCUUUCAUGUGAUACUCCACAGACCCUGGAUAGCCCCAAUUCAGGGAGUCAGGACAACUUGUAUGUCAGCAACAGCGAAAAGAAUAAGGCUGUGGAGGAGAUCAGUAAGAUCAGCGAGCGCCCGCCCAAGUCUCCCUCUUCGUCUCACCCCGUGACCACGGAGGAUGACCGCUUCGGUAACAAGAAGGCUCGCUCCUCCUUCGGCCGUGGCUUCUUCAAGAUCAAGGGAGGCAAGAGGACAGCCAGCACCCCUAACCUGGAUCGCAGCCGGAGUGCGAGUGCGCCUAUGCUAGCUGAGACUGAGCGAGAGGAGGGCACUGACCAUCUGGACCUGGCCGGUCUACCCCAAAGGUCAGCCAACAGCGACAGCACCAACACACUGACAAGUGUAACCUCCACUACAUCCCCCGAGUGCAAGAAGAAGUCCAGGGGAAUCAAGGGGCUCUUUGGAAAGCUGAGGAGAAGUCAGUCCACCACGUUCAACCUGGAUGACAACCUAUCAGAGGCAGUCGAGUUCAAGAGAGGCGGAGUCCGAGCCACAGCAGGUCCCAGACUGGGCUGGUCCCGUGACCUACAGAGAUUACCCAAGAAUGACCUGGACACCCCGUUUGCCCGCUGGUCCAAGGAUCAGGUGUGUGACUGGCUGCAGGAGCAGGGGCUGGGGCUCUACCUGAACAUGGCCCGCGUGUGGAUCUCUUCUGGACAGACUCUGCUGCAGGGUUCACAGCAGGACCUAGAGAAGGAGCUGGGCAUUAAACACCCGCUGCACAGGAAGAAGCUCCAGCUGGCCCUGCAGGCCCUGGGCUCUGAGGAGGAUGACAACAAGGGCAAACUGGACUACAACUGGGUGACCAGGUGGCUGGAUGACAUUGGCCUGCCUCAGUAUAAGACCCAGUUUGAUGAGGGGAGGGUGGAUGGCCGCAUGCUGCACUACAUGACAGUAGAUGACCUGCUAUCUCUGAAGGUGGGCAGUGUGCUCCACCACCUCAGCAUCAAGAGAGCCAUUCAGGUGCUGCGCCUCAACAACUACGAGCCCAACUGCCUGCGCCGACGGCCCUCCGACGAGAACAACAUCACCCCGGCAGAGAUCUCCCAGUGGACCAAUCACAGAGUGAUGGAGUGGCUGAGAUCAGUGGACCUGGCAGAGUACGCCCCCAACCUGAGGGGCAGCGGCGUUCACGGGGGACUCAUGGUGCUGGAGCCACGGUUCAAUGUGGAGACCAUGGCCCUGCUGCUGAACAUUCCCCCCAACAAGACCUUGCUGCGGAGGCACCUGGCCACCCACUUCAACCUGCUAGUAGGCUCUGAGGCCCAGGGGCUCAAACAGGAUUGUCUGGAGAAUCCCGACUACACCCUGCUCACCGCCACCGCCAAGGUCAAGCCGAGGAAGAUGUCGUUCGGGAGCUUCGGCAGCCUGAGGAAGAAGAGGCAGGAUGACAGUGAGGAGUAUGUCUGCCCCAUGGACGUGGAGAUGCCAAAGGGACGUAGCUUCCAGAAAGGCUAUGAGCUUCAGCUCUACGAGGACGACAUUGACCGGAUGGAGGACUCAGAGGGAACUGUGAGGCAGAUCGGAGCUUUCUCCGAGGGCAUCCAAAAUUUGACGAGCAUGCUGAAAGACGAUGAAUUUUUCAAAGAGAUCUCCAACUCACCCAACCCCAGCAUAACAGAUGACGAUUCCAACAUGUGACGCUGACCGUCGCCAUGUGACCCUGUUCCCUAGUGCCGUUGUGAACGAAACAGUCUCCACUAGCAGACCAGGAUUCAAAUACUAUUUGAAAUCAUUUCAAAUGCUUCAGCUGUGCUUGUUUGAGCUUGCCUGUUGGAAUACAAUGGGAAGAGAAAAGUCAGCCCAUCUAGCACUCCAGGCAGGCUAAAGCAAACGCUCAACGGAUUUCAACCCGGGUCCUCCACCAGCACACACUCCAGACUCCACCGUAACCCCUACAACCCUCGCAGAGCAAGCACCAGAUCUCCUUUUAGUAUUUUAGAUGAGGUAUAAAAAAAAAUCUAUAUUUUAAAGAAAUUCAAGACCAUGUCUGAUGUCAUGUGAACUGACACCCUCCUCUGUUUUUGUAAGGUGUCAAUCCAUUUUAACUGACCUAUUGGGAGAGGAUUUAUUUCAGAGCAAUACGCCACCAUAGUUUGCCUACCAGCUGGAUACUGGAGACAUUUGUAAUCCUUGUUUGUAUACUGGACAUCUUUCUGUGGAAUUAAGUAUUAAAGUGAGCCAUAUCAAUAUCUGAUACUUUUUUACAGUAACAUGUACUGUAGGACUAUUGCAAAAUCUAAUAUAUAAUUUUAAAGAAUAUGUUUGGCUUUUGAACGAAGUUACUGUCUGUAGAAAAAUAAUGGUGUAUGCUGUGCAGAUUUGCCCAAGUUAAGUGGUAUGCCCAUAAAAAAGUUGAUAAGGUUUAUGCAGAAAACCAGACUAUUAGCUGCAUAAUUUCUAUACUUUCAACAUAUCGCGCCAUAUCCUAGACACUCCCGGUAAUGGUGUUUCUUUGCAUGCAUUGGCACCGAUACUGUAUGUAUUUUAGUACAAUACACAGUUCAAUGCAAAUGGUUCCUGUUAAGUGUCAUCAUUGCAUAUUAUUGAAGCCUUUCUUGUAGCCAAAAUGUUGUACACCUGCCAACAGAAGACAGACUUUGUUUUAUCAUUGUACUGAGAACUAUUCUUAAACAUUGCCAAAUAGCAUAGUUAUUUUCCGAGUAUUGUAGCUAGCCUGGGUGCCUGUCUGUUUCUGCUCUCGUGCCAACUCUUAUGGAAUUGUCAUGCCAAACAUAUUGUUUGGAGUGAAGAGGAGUUGACAAGAGAGUAGGAAGUGACUGGCACCCAGGCUACAUUGUAGCAUGUUGAGAGAGCUGAAGCAAUGCAAGAAUGUCUCAAAAGCAAAGAUACUAUUAUGGAACGCCCUAACCACAUGACAAGAAAGUGUAUACUGUGUACUGGUUGAGGUUUUACCCAUUUCUAAGGUUAAUAAAGUAAUUUAAACCAA
Messenger RNA from Salmo salar (Atlantic salmon), 4603 nucleotides. RefSeq names its product PPFIA binding protein 1b (gene ppfibp1b). NCBI's taxonomy places the organism in Eukaryota, Metazoa, Chordata, Actinopteri, Salmoniformes, Salmonidae. The record is from RefSeq and is a predicted model, not a curated record. Gene Ontology annotation, biological process: neuromuscular junction development. Gene Ontology annotation, cellular component: presynaptic active zone. Gene Ontology annotation, molecular function: protein binding.